Molecule: messenger RNA, 1699 nt
Organism: Gekko japonicus
Lineage: Eukaryota; Metazoa; Chordata; Lepidosauria; Squamata; Gekkonidae
Gene: CHN2
Product: chimerin 2
Exons: 13
Coding region: 290-1699 (469 amino acids)
Biological process (GO): signal transduction; regulation of small GTPase mediated signal transduction; positive regulation of GTPase activity
Molecular function (GO): GTPase activator activity
Source: RefSeq, a predicted model, not a curated record
CGAGGCGCUGGAAGCAGCAGCGGCGCGGGCUCCUGCUCUGGACAGCCAGGGCGCCUGCUGCUCUCCCCCGCGAAGGCGGAACGGGGCGCCGGCCGGCCGGCCGCACGAGCGGGUUCUUUGGCUCGCCAGCCAGCGGAGCCCGGGCGGAGGAGGCGGCGGCGGCUGGUGGUGCUGCUGCUUUGCUCGGCGCGGCUCCCGCACUUGGCCAUGGGGGGCGGGCGGCAGCCGGACAGCAGCAGCGGCGGCGGCAGCGCCCGGGCUGGUCACUAAGGAACCCGAAGGAAGGAGGAUGGCCACGUCCAGCAACUCCAGCCUGUCGGGCUCGUCGGUUUCCUCUGAUGCUGAAGAGUAUCAGCCUCCAAUAUGGAAAUCAUACUUAUAUCAGUUACAACAGGAGGCACCUCGUCCCAAGAGAGUGAUGUGUCCUCGCGAGGUGGAGAACAGACCAAAAUACUAUGGAAGAGAGUUUCAUGGGAUCAUUUCUCGUGAGCAAGCAGAUGAAUUACUUGGAGGUGUAGAAGGAGCAUAUAUUCUCAGAGAAAGCCAGCGACAGCCUGGAUGCUAUACCUUAGCUCUCCGAUUUGGCAAUCAGACCUUAAACUACAGGCUCUUUUAUGAUGGGAAGCACUUUGUAGGAGAGAAGAGGUUUGAAUCAAUCCAUGACUUGGUAACUGAUGGCUUGAUAACUCUGUAUAUAGAAACAAAGGCCUCUGAGUACAUUUCCAAAAUGACAACAAACCCUAUCUAUGAACACAUUGGAUAUGCCACUUUGCUCAGAGAAAAAGUAUCCCGUAGGCUAAGUAAAGCAAAAACAGAAUCAAGAAAAGCGAGUGUAACAACGUGUGAAGAAAAUGCACCUGUUGAAAAGAUCACCUCCUUGGUCAGGAGAGCAGCAUUAACACAAAACGACAACUAUUUCAACUACGAGAAAGCACACAAUUUUAAGGUCCACACAUUUCGAGGCCCACACUGGUGUGAAUACUGUGCCAACUUCAUGUGGGGACUCAUUGCUCAGGGAGUCAGGUGUUCAGACUGUGGUUUGAAUGUACACAAACAGUGCUCAAAAUACGUUCCCAAUGACUGUCAACCAGACCUCAAGAGGAUCAAACGAGUCUACUGCUGUGACCUUACUACCUUAGUGAAGGCCCACAAUGCACAGAGACCCAUGGUAGUGGACAUUUGCAUUCGUGAAAUUGAAGCAAGAGGUUUGAAAUCGGAAGGAAUUUACAGAGUCUCAGGGUUCACUGAACAUAUUGAAGAUGUCAAAAUGGCCUUUGAUCGAGAUGGUGACAAGGCAGAUGUCUCUGCAAACAUCUAUCCAGACAUAAACAUCAUUGCUGGAGCCCUAAAGCUGUAUUUCAGAGACUUGCCAAUUCCUGUAAUCACCUAUGAUACUUAUUCCAAGUUUAUAGAGGCAGCAAAAAUCUCCAAUCCUGAUGAAAGGUUAGAAGCAGUCCAUGAAGUGUUGAUGUUACUUCCUGCUGCACACUAUGAGACUCUCAGAUAUUUGAUGAUUCAUCUCAAAAAGAUUACCAUGAAUGAAAAAGAUAAUUUUAUGAAUGCUGAAAAUCUGGGAAUAGUGUUUGGGCCUACCUUAAUGAGACCCCCAGAGGACAGCACCCUUGCCACUCUCAAUGACAUGCGGUACCAGAAGCUGAUUGUGCAAAUAUUAAUAGAAAAUGAAGAUGUUUUGUUUUAG